GAUAAUCACCACAUGGUGUUUUUCUUAAAUAAAUCUCGACGUUAGUAGUGUAAUAAAAAUUUUUAGUUAAAAAUGGAUGAUCAGGAAGCUUCUAUGGAAGAUCAAGAUGAACAGGAGUCUAUGAUGGAAGAUCGAGAUAUGACAACAGAAAAAGGACCAAGACAAGUUUAUUUACCUGGUCAUCAAAUGAAUGAAGAGGAAUCUUUAGUUUUUGAUCCUUCUGCAUAUCACAUGCUUCAUGAUGUUGAUUCAGGUUUACCUUGUUUGAGUUUUGAUGUAAUAGCAGAUGAUUUAGGUUCUAAUCGUAAUAUUUUUCCACACACUAUGUACUUAGUGGCUGGCAGUCAAGCCGAAAAACCCAAGGAUAAUUGUGUUAUUGUUAUGAAGUUAUCAAAUUUAAAUGCUAUAAAAAAGGAUGAGAGUAGCUCAUCGGAAGAUUCUGAUGUUGAAUCAGAUAGUAGUGAUGAAGAAUCAAAUGAUCAACCAGUUUUGCAAGUAUCAGCAUUACCACAUUUUGGUACCAUUAAUCGGAUUCGAAGUACAGCAGUUAAUGGAAAAGUCUUUGGUGCAGUUUGGUCUGAAAGAGGAGUUGUUAAUAUGUAUGAUCUCAAUACUAAGUUGAAAGAUGUUGAAAAAGCUAAAAGAAAUCGAAAAAUUGGAAGUGUAGAAAAAAAGAAGAAACAUGGUAAACAAGCUCCUAAAAGAACAUUGGUAGAACACAAACCAUUACAUUCGUUCUCAGGUCAUCGAGAUGAAGGUUAUGCUUUAGAUUGGUCAGAUACUACUCUAGGUGUUUUGGCUAGUGGUGAUUGUAAAGGUAAUAUACAUAUUUGGAAGCCUAGUGAGGGCAGUUGGACUGUAGAUUUAAGAUCAUUGGAAGGUCAUAAAGAAUCUGUUGAAGAUCUACAAUGGUCCCCUAAUGAACCUAAUGUCAUAGCAUCAUGUUCUGUUGAUCGAUCAUUAAGAAUAUGGGAUACGCGACUAGCGCCCAAUAAAGCUAACAUGUUGACCAUAGUUGAUGCACAUGAUAAUGAUAUAAAUGUUAUCAAUUGGAAUAAAAAAGAACCAUUAAUUGUUUCUGGAGGCGAUGAUGGAAAAUUAAUGAUUUGGGAUUUAAGGCAGUUUAAAAAAGGUAAAGAUUUAGCUACUUUUAAACACCAUACAAGUGCUAUCACAACAGUUGAAUGGAACCCAGAUGAUAGUUCUGUAUUUGCUUCUGGUGGUGAUGAUCACCAAAUAGCCAUUUGGGAUUUAGCUGUUGAGAGAGAUACUACUAAUGAGCAGGAUGAUAUUAAGGAAAUCCCACCACAACUCUUAUUCAUUCACCAAGGACAAGAACAUAUAAAAGAGCUGCAUUGGCAUCCACAAGUUACUGGUGUACUUAUUAGUACAGCUCAAUCAGGAUUUAAUGUUUUUAGAACCAUAAGUGUAUAAAAAUAAUUAAAAAAAUAUAACAUUUAUUUUCUAAAUAAUUUAGAAAAAAAACAA
Molecule: messenger RNA, 1488 nt
Organism: Daktulosphaira vitifoliae (grape phylloxera)
Lineage: Eukaryota; Metazoa; Arthropoda; Insecta; Hemiptera; Phylloxeridae
Product: glutamate-rich WD repeat-containing protein 1
Exons: 8
Coding region: 73-1434 (453 amino acids)
Molecular function (GO): protein binding
Source: RefSeq, a predicted model, not a curated record